Acanthamoeba castellanii str. Neff is the source of this 1038-nucleotide messenger RNA. RefSeq names its product Gpatch domain containing protein. Gene Ontology annotation, biological process: mRNA cis splicing, via spliceosome. Gene Ontology annotation, cellular component: precatalytic spliceosome. Gene Ontology annotation, molecular function: RNA binding. The coding region runs from base 1 to 1038 and encodes 345 amino acids. The record is from RefSeq and is a predicted model, not a curated record. The transcript has 5 exons. Lineage: Eukaryota; Discosea; Longamoebia; Acanthamoebidae.
AUGGGCGCCUCGUCGCGCCUUGGGCCAAAGGACCUCGAUGAGUACGAUCCUGCCCGACCCAACGAUUACGAGGAGUACGUGAACGAGCGACAGGCUAGACAACAGCACCGUGAGAUGGAACGGCAGCAACGCGAACAGGAACGAGAGCAGCAGCAGUGGGGCUUCCAGCCCAGCGUGCCGAUGGAUGAAGACGACUUCCGCGAAGCACCCCGAAGCAGCACCCACCACCGCUACUCGCCUCCUUCUCAACCAUCUCGAUCGACCAGAGAGUCCUCUCCUCCUCCAUCUUCGGCGAAGCUCGACCUCAACGUCUCCGGCGAAGAGUUGAGCGCAGGAAUGCAGCCUGCAGCAUCGCCAGCGCAGGCCAUGAUGGCUCCCUCGAACGUACACGAUCCGUACGGAUACGACACUGAGGAAACGCCCACACGGGCGCCACAAGCAGCCCGCGUCUCGAAUCACAUCCCUCCGCCUCCGUCAUUUGAUAGUCCUGCCCCCACUCCUACUCCCACGAGAGCCAAUAGCGGCGGCGGCCUCUCUAUCGCAGAGCAGAUGAUGAAGAAGAUGGGCUGGACAGAGGGACGAGGCCUGGGCAAGGAGGGACAGGGCAUUUUGAACCCGCUCGAGCACAAGAAGCUCAACAAGGGCAAAGGCCCGGCCAGUGGAGUCAUUAUCGACGUCAACUCUAAGCCCGGGAGUCUUCUUUCCCACCGACGAAAGGUCGAAUCGAGCAAGGUCAUCCUGCUCCGGAACAUGGUGGGUCCAGGCGAGGUGGACGAGGACCUCGAGUCCGAGACGGCGGAGGAGUGCACCAAGUACGGUCCGGUGGUGCGAUGCAAGAUCUACGAGGAGAAGAACCCCAUGGUGCCCUCCGACAAGUCGGUCCGCAUCUUCGUGCAGUUCACCACGCUCGACUCUGCGCUCAAGGCCAUCAACAGCUUGCAUGGACGAUUCUUCGCCAAGCGUCAAGUCGAAGCCAUCUUCUUUGACGAGGAGAGGUGGGAGCACGGUGACCUUGCCAGUCAUCCCGAUGAAUACUAG